AUGAGGUUCUCAACUGCCGCUUUCUUUGCCAUUGGCCUUUUGGCUGGCAACGUCAUUUCCGCCCCCGCGGUCCAAGGAAACGAUGUUGCCCUCCCGAUCGAAGUCCGUGCAGAAGACUUCGUCGCAAACGACGCCGCCCACCUCGAGGCCCGAGCGAAGAAGAAGAGGGCUGCCGGAGCGGCGGCCAAGAAGAACAAUGGCGCUGCCGCUGCCAAGGCGAACGCCGCCAACGCUGCCGCGGCAAAGAAGAAUACCGGUGCUGCAGCGGCCGCGAAGAAGAACAACGGCGCUGCCGCUGCUGCCAAGAAGAAGAACGCCAAUGCGGCAAAGAAGAAUGCAAACGCGAAGAAGAAUGCCAACGCUGGUAACAACGCCAAUGCGGGCAACAAUGCCAACGCUGGCAACGCGAAUGCAGGCAACGCCAACGGUGCCAAGGGCAAGGGCAAGUCCCAAGCCGAGUUCUCUGGCUUGGCCUGCACCGAUGGGAAGGGGGCUGGUGCUUGCAACGCCAACGGCCAGUGUGCCGUCAAUGGCAAGACGACUGCUAUCGCUGGCCAGUGUGGUCAGGCAGCGAAGAAGGCCAACAAGCGCUACGUCUCAGAUGUCACCCACCUCAUUUGA
Messenger RNA from Colletotrichum abscissum, 621 nucleotides. RefSeq lists its product as uncharacterized. Lineage: Eukaryota; Fungi; Ascomycota; Sordariomycetes; Glomerellales; Glomerellaceae. The record is from RefSeq and is a predicted model, not a curated record. The transcript is spliced from 2 exons. The coding region runs from base 1 to 621 and encodes 206 amino acids.